Micropterus dolomieu (smallmouth bass) is the source of this 2430-nucleotide messenger RNA. It is a transcript of the gene tfcp2l1, whose product is annotated as transcription factor CP2-like 1. Gene Ontology annotation, biological process: regulation of transcription by RNA polymerase II. The coding region runs from base 205 to 1620 and encodes 471 amino acids. Gene Ontology annotation, cellular component: nucleus. The record is from RefSeq and is a predicted model, not a curated record. NCBI's taxonomy places the organism in Eukaryota, Metazoa, Chordata, Actinopteri, Centrarchiformes, Centrarchidae. The transcript is spliced from 15 exons. Gene Ontology annotation, molecular function: RNA polymerase II cis-regulatory region sequence-specific DNA binding; DNA-binding transcription activator activity, RNA polymerase II-specific.
UACACACUCCGCCUCUCAACGGUCAUCCAAGGCAUGCCAAUGGCAGUCCUGAUGACAUCACUGGGACCAUAUAAGAGGCAGGCAAUGAGGUCUGGGUGCAAACCUCUCUUAGCUGAAAUCUGAGGGAAGGCACAAAGCAAGCACCGUCUGUCUCCAAGUCUUCCCUGUGGUCCCGGGAUUCAAGAAGACACCGCACUGGAAAAUAUGCUGUUCUGCCAUUCCCAGCCUGAGUCCUACCACCAGCACCCUGCUAGUUACAUUAGAGAGGCCUUGGCACCUUUCUUGAAAAACGAAGAAACAAGGGUUAUGGCUGAAAAUGGUGCAAAGAGGACCCCAUUUCAGUACAUUCUAUGUGCAGCCACCUCACCGGCUGUGAAACAGCAGGAGGAGAGUCUCACUUAUCUCAACCAAGGUCAGUCCUACGAAAUCCGUAUGCUUAACAGAAAACUAGUGGAGUAUACAGAUAUAAGCAGCAAAUAUGUAAAGAGCAUUGUGCGCGUGGUGUUUCAUGACCGUCGACUGCAGUAUAUGGAGCACCAGCAGCUGGAGGGGUGGAGGUGGAACAGGCCUGGAGACCGAAUCGUGGAUAUAGAUAUCCCGUUGUCAGUGGGGAUCCUGGAGCCCCGUUCACACCCUCUGCACCUCAACACCAUUGAGUUCCUCUGGGAUCCUGUCAAGAACGCUUCUGUUUUCAUCCAGGUCAACUGCAUCAGCACCGAGUUUACCCCCAGGAAGCAUGGAGGGGAGAAAGGAGUGCCUUUUCGUAUCCAGGUGGACACUUUCACCACCAAUGAACACGGGGAAUACAUGGAGCACGUCCACUCUUCCAGCUGCCAGGUCAAAGUGUUCAAGCCUAAAGGAGCUGAUCGCAAACUGAAGACAGACAGGGAAAAGAUCAAUAAAAAGGUUCUUCAAGACAGAGAAAAGUAUCAACCGUCCCAUGAGACCACUCUGCUAAAAGAGUGUUCCCCUUGGCCUGAUGCCCUGAAUCUCACCAGCCACAGCAGCAGCAGCACGCCGUCCCCAGUUUACCACAGCUCACCAACUUCCUGUAGUUUCACAGAUGGCAACUGUUCUCCAAAGCAGCAAGAGGAGCCGCUCAUGCCCGGCUGCUCUGAUCAUCUUCUGCCGUCGUCCUCGCUGCAGGACACUCAGCAGUGGCUGCACCGUCACAGGUUCUCACCUUUCUCAAGGCUCUUCUCCAGCUUCUCAGGUGCUGAUCUGUUGAGGAUGAGUAGGGAGGAUCUGAUCCAGAUCUGCGGCCCAGCAGACGGCAUUCGCCUCUUUAACACCAUGAAAGGAAGGUGUAUACAGCCCCGUCUUACCAUCUAUGUGUGUCAGCAGCAGGCCAGACAUCAACCUCCCAUCAAGCCGGGGGGUGGAGACAUCUACCACGCUCUGUACCUGGAGGAGCUGACGUUGUUGGACCUGUCAGAAAAGAUUGCUAUGCUGUACAGCAUCCCUCCACAGCAGAUUACACACAUCUACAGACAAAAACCCAGCGGGAUCCAUGUCUUGGUCUCUGACGAGAUGGUGCAGAACUUCAGGGAGGAAACAACCUUCACUCUCAGCACUAUAAGGGAUGCGAACAACGAUGGCUACCACGUUGUGUUGAAAUGACCAACAGGUCUUCAAGGUUUAAUUGAAUCAGGAAUUGUACAGAUUGUAUAGAAGUGCUUCUACACUACAACAUGUGAUGUUUACUAAGAUUUACAGCACAGUAAAUUGCUGUUAAGUUUUCAGUUUACUGUUGAUUUUGUGGUUUUGUUUAGUUGUGUUUAAUUUUCCUGUUUUAGUUGUUUAGUUGUAUGUCUUGUAAUUAGUGGCAAACACUGCUGUACUUUGGUCCUUUACGUUUGGUGCAUUUUCGGCUUAAAUGCCUAUAAAUGCAGGUUAAUGAAGCAAAGUAAAUGUCACACGUCAUCAUGCAGACAAGACAAAUGAACAAAACUAUAUCAUGUUGUUUUAAUGUAAUGAACUAUUUUCAUGCUUGUUCUAAAUAUGAAAUGCUGUGAUGUAAUCUACUGACAAUCUCUGUUGCAUAUGCUAUACGCCUCUUUUCUUGACAAGGUGACCGCCAUGACUCUGUGAUGAAUUUAUUUCACUCAAUACAAAGUAUUUGCACUGUAGUCUACAGGUCUACAGAUUUUAUUCAGGUAUAUGUCAAUGCCUGAGUAAAAUGUAUAUAACAAGUGUAGCCUAAACAGCUGUUUUCUGUAAAUGCUGUAGAUAUAAAGCAGUCUACAGUUCUGUAGGCAUGGUUAUCUCAGAUACUCCACCCCAGUAUCGUAAGUAAAGUGAGUUCAGAGAGCUUGCACCUGCUUGUGACUUUGUGCAAAUAUCUAAAAAGAAAAAGCUAAAUUGAUAAUGAUGGUGUUUUUCCCCUAUUUAUGGCACCACCAAUGCUGGAGAAUGUGAAAUAAAAGUAUA